ACAUCCAUGCAAUGGGACAAGGAAUCAAACUCGGGUGACUGGAUUCGUAGUGCGGCGUGCGAAAACACUCCACCUAUCUCUCUACCCAUCACUUAGGCUUAACCUAUACAGCAUGGUUCCCAUUUGCUGAGAGCGCUACCUAUGAAAGUGCACUUAGCCGCGCAAAUAGCGCAGGUCCUUCAGAUAUACGAAUGCACUUUUGUGUUAUACACCCACCGCAUGCAUGCAUAUACCCCAGCCCCCUUCACACUGACAUCUUAUAAGGACUCCCUCCGUUGCUGCCUGUAUCGUCACUUCUCCAGAAUCCUGACCUCAGUCAACACGUGUCUCGAACUGCUGAGAUUCUGAAUUGAAGCUCUUUGUUGUGCAGCGACUUCGCAAAAGAUUCACGCCGAGAUGCACACGCGGUUCUUUCUGCUGCUUGCCUGUGUGUUGGGCUCAGCGGUGGGUGCUUCCAUCAUUGGCAAGCCCUGCGCGCCAGGCGCCCAAAACGAAUGCAUACCCAGCGACAGCAGCAGCGGCGACACCCCUCAGGCCAAGCUGCUGCAGGACUACAUCGCAGGUUAUUUACGUCGAAUGCAGCAACUCGUGAGCCCGGACGGAAACGUCGCGGCGACAGCGACGAACGCGCGGGACGAGGAAGACAACGGGCAGACGUCAAGCGCCGAGAUCAGGGACCCCGAGGGAGCCUACGAUGGAAAGAGGUCCUAUUCCGUGGAGCACUUCCGUUGGGGGAAGCCUGCGGGGAAAAAGCGACGGCCGGUCAAAGUGUGGCUCGGAGAUGGUCGGAACCCCGGGCAGGAAGAGGAGGAGGAUUUUCUGGAGAGACGGAAGCGAUGAGCAAUGAGGUGGAGGCAGUGCGUGAUGAAGCUCGUGCGGGGCCUGUAGCAUACGUUAUAAAGGGGGCCCUAAAUAAAAAAAAAACAUGAAUAUUUAAA
This is a messenger RNA of Petromyzon marinus (sea lamprey), 938 nucleotides long. Its product is annotated as pro-opiomelanocortin-like. Gene Ontology annotation, biological process: regulation of corticosterone secretion. Lineage: Eukaryota; Metazoa; Chordata; Hyperoartia; Petromyzontiformes; Petromyzontidae. Gene Ontology annotation, cellular component: secretory granule; extracellular region. The record is from RefSeq and is a predicted model, not a curated record. Gene Ontology annotation, molecular function: hormone activity; G protein-coupled receptor binding.